Messenger RNA from Cebus imitator (Panamanian white-faced capuchin), 3597 nucleotides. It is a transcript of the gene FNBP1, whose product is annotated as formin binding protein 1. The record is from RefSeq and is a predicted model, not a curated record. Gene Ontology annotation, biological process: signal transduction. The transcript is spliced from 18 exons. Gene Ontology annotation, molecular function: RNA binding; protein binding. Lineage: Eukaryota; Metazoa; Chordata; Mammalia; Primates; Cebidae. Bases 239 to 3040 code for a protein of 933 amino acids.
UGUAGGGCGGGCGCUGCGGCGGCCGCGGCUGCUGCUUCCUCGGGCCAUUUUGCUGUGGCGCGGCGGGGAGGAGGAGUCGCCGAGGAGACCCCGGGCAAGGAGCUGCGAGCCAGAGGAGGCCGCGCGGGCUCCGGGCUUUCCGCGGUCGCGGGGAUCUCGGGGGGCAAGGGGAUCGCCGGGGAAGGGGACCGGAGAGCCGCGCCCGCCGCGCGGAGCGCCCCUUCGCGGCCCCUGCACCAUGAGCUGGGGCACCGAGCUCUGGGAUCAGUUUGACAACUUAGAAAAACACACACAGUGGGGAAUUGAUAUUCUUGAGAAAUAUAUCAAAUUCGUGAAAGAGAGGACAGAGAUUGAACUCAGCUAUGCAAAGCAACUCAGGAAUCUUUCAAAGAAGUAUCAACCUAAAAAGAACUCGAAGGAGGAAGAAGAAUACAAGUAUACGUCAUGUAAAGCUUUCAUUUCCACCCUGAAUGAAAUGAAUGAUUAUGCUGGGCAGCAUGAGGUUAUCUCCGAGAACAUGGCGUCACAGAUCAUUGUGGACUUGGCACGCUACGUUCAGGAACUGAAACAGGAGAGGAAAUCGAAUCUCAGUUCCACCCCAGAGCUUCUUGAUCAGGGUUUGUUACAGAAAAAGGAGCCUGUUGGCCAGGAGUGGUGGCCCACGCCUGUAGUCCCAGGACUUCACGGGAUGCCGAGGCUGGCAGAUCACCUGAGAUCAGGAGUUCAAGACCAGCCUGGCCAGCAUGGCGAAACCCCAUCUCUAUUUAUUGAAGAAAAGAGUUUUAGUCUUUCUGCCCGUGGAUACCGCCGAAGAAGCAUCGUUAAAGCCUCUCUUCUCCCUGUGAUCAUGUCUAAGUCAGAGUCUCCUAAAGAGCCGGAACAGCUGAGGAAGCUCUUCAUUGGAGGGUUGAGCUUUGAAACAACCGAUGAGAGCCUGAGGAGCCAUUUUGAGCAAUGGGGAACGCUCACUGACUGUGUGGUGAUGAGAGAUCCAAACACCAAGCGCUCCAGGGGCUUUGGGUUCGUCACGUAUGCAACUGUGGAGGAAGUGGAUACAGCCAUGAACGCAAGGCCACACAAAGUGGAUGGAAGAGUUGUGGAAGCAAAGAGAGCUGUCUCAAGAGAAGAUUCUCAAAAACCAGGUGCCCACUUAACUGUGAAAAAAAUAUUCGUUGGUGGCAUUAAAGAAGACACUGAAGAACAUCACCUAAGAGAUUAUUUUGAACGAUAUGGAAAAAUUGAAGUGAUUGAAAUCAUGACUGACAGAGGCAGUGGCAAGAAAAGGGGCUUUGCCUUUUUAGGAAAGCCCUGUCAAAGCAAGAGAUGGCUAGUGCUUCAUCCAGCCAAAGAGGUCGAAGUGGUUCUGGAAACUUUGGUGGUGGUCGUGGAGGUGGUUUCGGUGGGAAUGACAACUUUGGUCGUGGAGGAAACUUCAGUGGCCGUGGUGGCUUUGGUGGCAGCUGUGGUGGUGGUGGAUAUGGUGGCAGUGGGGAUGGCUAUAAUGGAUUUGGUAAUGAUGGUGGUUAUGGAGGAGGUGGCCCUGGUUACUCUGGAGGAAGCAGAGGCUCUGGAAGUGGUGGACAGGGUUAUGGAAACCAGGGCAGUGGCUAUGGCGGGCGUGGCAGCUAUGACAGCUGUCACAACGGAGGCGGAGGCGGCUUUGGCGGUGAGUAAAAGGCGAUUUGAACGCGAUUGCAAAGAGGCGGACAGGGCGCAGCAGUACUUUGAGAAAAUGGACGCUGACAUCAACGUCACAAAAGCAGAUGUUGAAAAGGCCCGACAACAAGCUCAAAUACGUCACCAAAUGGCAGAGGACAGCAAAGCAGAUUACUCAUCCAUUCUCCAGAAAUUCAAUCAUGAGCAGCAUGAAUAUUACCAUACUCACAUCCCCAACAUCUUCCAGAAAAUACAAGAGAUGGAGGAAAGGAGGAUUGUGAGGAUUGGAGACUCCAUGAAGACGUACGCGGAGGUUGAUCGGCAGGUGAUACCCAUCAUUGGGAAGUGCUUGGAUGGAAUAGUAAAAGCAGCCGAGUCCAUCGAUCAGAAAAAUGAUUCACAGCUGGUAAUAGAAGCUUAUAAAUCAGGGUUUGAGCCUCCUGGAGACAUUGAGUUUGAGGAUUACACUCAGCCAAUGAAGCGUACCGUGUCCGAUAACAGCCUUUCAAAUUCCAGAGGAGAAGGCAAACCAGACCUCAAAUUUGGUGGCAAAUCCAAAGGAAAGUUGUGGCCGUUCAUCAAAAAGAAUAAGUCUCCCAAGCAGCAAAAGGAACCCCUCUCCCACCGCUUCAACGAGUUCAUGACCUCCAAACCCAAAAUCCACUGCUUCAGGAGCCUAAAGCGUGGGCUUUCUCUCAAGCUGGGUGCGACACCAGAGGAUUUCAGCAACCUCCCACCUGAACAAAGGAGGAAAAAGCUGCAGCAGAAAGUCGAUGAGUUAAAUAAAGAAAUUCAAAAGGAGAUGGAUCAAAGAGAUGCCAUAACAAAAAUGAAAGAUGUCUACCUAAAGAAUCCUCAGAUGGGAGAUCCAGCCAGUUUGGAUCACAAAUUAGCAGAAGUCAGCCAAAAUAUAGAGAAACUGCGACUAGAAACCCAGAAAUUUGAGGCCUGGCUGGCUGAGGUUGAAGGCCGGCUCCCAGCACGCAGUGAGCAGAUGCGCCGGCAGAGCGGACUGUACGACAGCCAGAACACACCCACCGUCAACAACUGCGCCCAGGACCGCGAGAGCCCAGAUGGCAGUUACACAGAGGAGCAGAGUCAGGAGAGUGAGGUGAAGGUGCUGGCCACGGAUUUUGACGACGAAUUUGAUGAUGAGGAGCCCCUCCCUGCCAUAGGGACGUGCAAAGCUCUCUACACGUUUGAAGGUCAGAAUGAAGGAACGAUUUCCGUAGUUGAAGGGGAAACACUGUACGUCAUAGAGGAAGACAAAGGCGACGGCUGGACCCGCAUCCGGAGGAAUGAAGAUGAAGAGGGCUAUGUCCCCACUUCCUAUGUCGAAGUCUAUUUGGACAAAAAUGCCAAAGGUGCUAAGACUUAUAUUUAAUAUGAUUAAAAAAAAAAAAAACUUAAAAAAAAUGGAGUUGUUUCUCCCCACAACUGUGACUGUUACAGGCAGUUCUUCAAGAGACUGGCUGGCAAGCACCACAGUGCCGUGUUCCUGUAGUCUCACGGUGGACUUCAGGGCCCGGGCACCUGAAUUGCCUUGUCUUGUUUGGGCUAUGAUCAAGUUUCACUUGCUGAUGAAAAUUAUGUGGAAAGCUGCCACCUGCCAAUUUACAACUGUGUCAUUCGACAUCUGAUAAACAUUUCUUCUUUUGGCCGCAUCUGUAGAUAAAAAUAAGUUGCACUGUAGCUUCUAAUUAAUCUUUCUGAAUUUAAAAGCCGGCACACAUCCUGGAGGUGCAAAAGACUUCCCUUCUCUUGUUCAUAUCUAGUGUCCACCAUACAUUGAGCUACAUUAGGAGACUACACAUUAUAAGUGAACAAAUUGAACUGUGCUAGUUUGUUAAAUGGUAUACUCAUUCACUUGGGAGGAAGUCACAAGUAAAGACCGUCUCCUCCUUCUUGACUAAAGCAGUAAAUAAGAUUCUUAGGUUGGCA